AAAUCCAGCUCUUCUUUCCCUUGAAAUACAGGGCACGGCACACUCGAAGUUAAGCCCAUUUCUCUUCUCCUCACCACACAACUCAGGACACCAUCUCCGAAUCUCCGAUCUCCAAUAUGGCAACCACCACCACCCCUGCGAGCAGUACACUGAGCAUGAAGCUGCUCAUCGACACCAAGGCGCGGCGCGUGCUGUUCGCGGAGGCCAGCAAGGACGUCGUCGACUUCCUCUUCUCCCUGCUCGCCCUGCCGGUAGGCACGGCCGUCAAGCUGCUCGGGAAGGAUUCCAUGGUCGGUUGCGUCGGCAACCUCUACAGCAGCGUCGAGAAGCUCGACGGCACCUACGUCCAGCCGGGCGCCGCCAAGGGUGCGGUCACCCCGGCGGCCAGCGCCAACAGCACCUUCUUCCUCUCGCCGGAUUCGUCUUCCGGGGAGGCGACGGAGGCGGUGGGCAGCGUCGGCAGGAAAGGGUUCGUGCAGGGCAUCGUGACGUACACGGUGAUGGACGACCUCACCGUGACGCCCAUGUCGUCCAUCUCCGGCAUCACGCUGCUCAACGCCUUUGCCGUCGAGGACCUCAGCGCGCUCCAGGAGAAGACCGUGCAGCUCGACUGCAACGAGGGUCUGGAGAUCCUCAAGGCGUCGCUGCAGUCCAAGACCGUCCUCUCCGACGUCUUCCUUGCGAAGAAGCCGCCCAGCAACGCUUAAAGGCGCGGUUCUGCCAAAUGAACGUGGAGAAGUACUUAGGGUUAAGUAGGUUUUGUUCGUCCUUUUGAAGGAACAUGCGCAAGGCCAGGCAGCUCGAUCCAUCUAGCUAAAUUAAGUUGGUCUUCUGUGUAAUCAUCAGAACUAUCUUUCGGUGGUAAUCUCUAGUAUCAUGCAUCUGCCGUCCAUUAAUUAUGUACUAGUAAUCCUGCUUAUAUUUGUCUAUUACUCCAGGUUUUACAAGUACGUCUGUUCAUGGCUUCA
Molecule: messenger RNA, 968 nt
Organism: Lolium perenne
Lineage: Eukaryota; Viridiplantae; Streptophyta; Magnoliopsida; Poales; Poaceae
Source: RefSeq, a predicted model, not a curated record